GAAGUAGUGUGAACACAAGCAGUUGAUCGUCAGCUGUCUACAGCUGCGUUGACAACAAAAUCACAAGAUUGUGUUUACUUUAAGAUUUUGAGUUCGACAUAAUGGCUGGCACGGCGUUGAAGAGACUGAUGGCUGAGUAUAAGCAGCUGACAUUGAAUCCACCAGAGGGGAUUGUUGCUGGUCCGGCAAAUGAAGAAAACUUCUUUGAAUGGGAGGCACUCAUUAUGGGUCCUGAAGACACCUGCUUUGAGGGGGGGGUGUUUCCUGCCAUCCUGAGCUUCCCCUCAGAUUACCCCCUCAGCCCCCCCAAGAUGAGGUUCACCUGCGAGAUGUUCCACCCCAACAUCUACCCAGAUGGCCGCGUGUGCAUCUCCAUCCUGCACGCUCCCGGUGACGACCCCAUGGGCUACGAGAGCAGCGCAGAGAGGUGGAGCCCCGUGCAGAGCGUGGAGAAGAUCCUCCUCUCCGUCGUCAGCAUGUUAGCAGAGCCCAACGAUGAGAGCGGAGCCAACGUGGACGCCUCCAAGAUGUGGCGCGAGGACAGAGAACAGUUCUACAGCCUGGCCCAACAGAUCGUCCGCAAGUCGCUGGGCCUCUAAUGCCAUCAUUUCCCUCAGCGCGCUGGCUCUGCCUAGCCUGGUCCGCUCCCAUUUCCCCCUCACACAAGCUUGUCAACGAAUCUGGGGCCGGGAGACGCCAGUGACAAUCGAACUGACUAUGGAUGCUACUGGAGACUGCAGAUGACUCCGCUGGCUUGGACUGUUCUCGUCCCAACCUCGUCAGUGUUCCACAACCAUCCUGUUCAGAUAACCAUUUGUAUCAUCAUCAUGCUCUCUGUCUCUCUCUCUUUCUCUCUUUCUCGCUCUCGCUCUCUCUCUCUCGCAAUAUCUUCUGUCUAUCUUCUCUUCCGCUCGCUCCCUUUCUGUCUUCUGUCUCUCUCUGGCUCUCUCUCUUUGAAGCACUUUAUUUUUCCAAAGGAGGAUAUUUUAAGCAAUGUUACUACUGUCCAGGAUGCCACUUAUUCGCAACAUAACUAUAUAGUGGUGCUGUGACUGAAAUAUUAGAAUUGUUUAUAGGGAUGUAGUGUGUUUGAGAACUCAAGCUGCAUGGAAUAGAACAUCUGGCAAUAACACCAGUGACUUCAAUAUGUAUUGAGGUGAAUGCAGUAAUGUUGAAAGCUAGAAAUGAGCUACAGUCACUUUCAUGCCCAAGAAACACCCACUGAACAUCAACAGCUAUUUUACAGAAGAAUUCAGCAAAUAUUUUACAUCAAGAUUUUCUAUGCCACAGAACUGAAGGGGUGGGGGGGGGGGGGAUCUGGAACAUUUGACAGUGUUGUUUGGGGGGAGGGGGAAGAGUUUAUUUAGGCUAUGUUUGUUACUUGUGUGUCUCUUUUAGGGUUUUGAUAGUCAUUGGACAUUGUGUGUACCCAUGAUGCUACUGCCUCAUUCACAAUGAUGAAAAGCCUCUCUUCAUCGUCAACUUCCUGUUUGAACCGUGUAUCUGUUAGAAUGGCUGACAGGUACCAUGAGAGUAGCAUUGGACUAGGAGUAGUGUCUUCAUUAGGAAUGUGAACAGGGGUAAUAAAGAGAGACUCCUUGUAGACUAGAAGUAUGUCUG
Messenger RNA from Hypomesus transpacificus, 1620 nucleotides. RefSeq names its product ubiquitin-conjugating enzyme E2G 2 (UBC7 homolog, yeast) (gene ube2g2). Gene Ontology annotation, cellular component: endoplasmic reticulum; cytosol. The record is from RefSeq and is a predicted model, not a curated record. NCBI's taxonomy places the organism in Eukaryota, Metazoa, Chordata, Actinopteri, Osmeriformes, Osmeridae. The transcript has 6 exons. The coding region runs from base 102 to 599 and encodes 165 amino acids.